Molecule: messenger RNA, 2251 nt
Organism: Varanus komodoensis (Komodo dragon)
Lineage: Eukaryota; Metazoa; Chordata; Lepidosauria; Squamata; Varanidae
Gene: BLMH
Product: bleomycin hydrolase
Exons: 12
Coding region: 72-1439 (455 amino acids)
Biological process (GO): response to toxic substance; L-homocysteine catabolic process; proteolysis
Cellular component (GO): cytoplasm
Molecular function (GO): cysteine-type aminopeptidase activity
Source: RefSeq, a predicted model, not a curated record
CCGGCUGCCUCUGCGGCUCGCGACGCUCCUGCUGCCGCCGCCGCCGCCGCCGCUCCGGCCGAGGACCCGCCAUGAGCGCCCCAGGGUUAAGCUUGAAGAAAACAGCUGCUUUCGUCAAAAACCUGAAAGCUGAGCCCCGCUACCUGCUGGCCCAGAAUGUCGCCACCGGCGCAGACCCACUGGAAAUGUGCCUUGAGCGGGCCGUGGUCCAAGACACGCUCCAGGUGUUUCAGCAUGCCGUACCUGCCGAGGGCAAGCCCGUCACCAAUCAGAAGAACUCAGGGCGCUGCUGGAUCUUCUCCUGCCUGAAUGUGAUGCGCCUUCCAUUCAUGAAGAAGUUCAACAUCGAGGAGUUUGAGUUCAGCCAGUCCUACCUCUUCUUCUGGGACAAGGUCGAGCGCUGCUACUACUUCUUGCAUGCCUUUGUGGAAACCGCCCAGAAGAAGGAGCCAGUGGAAGGUCGGCUGGUGCAGUUCCUGCUUUCCAACUCCUGCAACGAUGGCGGCCAGUGGGACAUGCUCGUCAACCUUAUUGAAAAAUACGGCGUUGUGCCCAAGAAGCUGUUUCCUGAAUCGCACACCUCCGAGGCCUCCCGACGGAUGAAUGACCUUCUGAGCCACAAGAUGCGAGAGUACUGUCUCCGGCUGAGGAACAUGGUGGAGACCGGGUGCAACCGAGACGAGCUCUGCGAGGCCGUGGACAGCAUGAUAGAAGAGUUGUUCCGCAUCAUCACCAUCUGCCUUGGGACCCCCCCGGACACCUUCUGCUGGGAGUUCUACGACAAGGAGAAGAACUACCACAAGAUCGAGCCGAUUUCGCCCCUGCAGUUUUACAAGGAACACGUCAAGCCCCUCUUCGACAUGGAAAGCAAGGUCUGCCUGGUGAACGACCCCCGGCCCCAGAACCAGUACAACCGGCUGUACACCGUGGAGUACCUGAGCAACAUGAUCGGCGGGCGGAAGACGCUGUACAACAACCAGCCCAUCGAGCUGCUAAAGAAGCUGGUUGCCUCUUCGAUUCGGGACGGAGAGGCCGUGUGGUUCGGCUGUGAUGUCGGGAAGCACUUCAACGGCAAGCUGGGCAUCAAUGACCUGAAUAUAUUUAAUUACAAGCUGGCGUUCGGGGUGUCCGUCAAGCAUUUGAGCAAGGACGAGCGUCUCAUCUUCGGAGAUUCAUUGAUGACCCAUGCCAUGGUGAUUACCGCCUUCAGCGAGAAGGACAAGCAAGAGGGCGGCUUCGAAAAGUGGCGAGUGGAGAACUCGUGGGGGGAAGACCGCGGAAAUAAAGGUUACCUCAUCAUGACGGACGACUGGUUUUCCGAGUACGUGUACGAGGUGGUGGUGGACAAGAAGCACGUUCCAGAGGACGUCCUGGCAGUGAUGGAGCAGGAUCCGGUCGUCCUGCCCGCGUGGGACCCCAUGGGGGCGCUGGCCAAGUGAACCGACGGGGCACGCGUGAGGGCUUGCCCUGCUCCCUUCGGUCACCCUUGAAGCAAGCGUUGGGGCAGGAGGGACCCGAGAGGCCCGAGGCCGAAGCCACGCAGUCCCACAGCCAAGUUCCCAGCUUGAGGUGCCGGGAUUCACGAGCGUGGGCUUUUGCGGAUCUUCGGGGGAAACGGCACUCCUCCGUGGAUGGGGCUACUCUGCAACUUUGCAUUGGUGUGUGCUUUCCGUUGUUGUCUGAGCUUUUUCGCUUUCCUUUUUUAAACCCUUUUAAAGUCUUUCUUUUGAUAUGCUCAUUGAAAACUCUUUCAGCACAAUUCUUUUGCGCAAACUCUGUGUAGGGGCAGGGAAGAGCGGGGCACGGGGAGAUGAACAGCAAGAUCUUCCAUUGUUUCUGUACCAUGGACUGAAAUGCGCGCCCUCGCCAACGCCAGUCACGUUUUUCGGCGGCUAGGUUCUUCCCUUCGAGGCGCCAGACGAUCUUUGGUAUGACGCUUCCGUUUCUUUUCCAUGAGCUUCCGCCUGCCUGUCUCUUGCAGCGAGGAAUAGUCUGGUUUGGCAGCCUUUUGCCCUGAAACGCUGUUCGCCAGAAUCCAGAGUCUGUGGGAUCUCCCCCCGCUCCACGCUCCCCAGAAUGAGGCCUAGCUAAAGACCAGUUCCACGAGUUUGCACUCUUAAGUCUCAGAAUGUCCGCUUCUUGAGCAAAAUGGGUUUUAAAAAAACAAAACACAGCACUGCGUUUUAUUUGAAUGCUGUCAACAAACUUCCAUGGUGCUAUGAGGCAUUUGAAUAAAAGACACCGGCUUGAA